AUUAUCGUUAUUUAGUUCGUGGUAUUGCAGAAGCCAGCACGUGCUUGUGCCUCAGAAUAGUGCUGCAAAAUGGCAACUACACAAUCGCCUCCUUUAUUGUGCGUUCCACGAGUUGAAUGUGCUAUGUGUAAAGUGGUAGGAGCGAAAUUUGUAUGUGCUACUUGCGGCACUUUUUACUGCAAUGUACCAUGCCAAGUUAAGCACUGGCCAACGCAUAGAAGUUUAUGUAUGCCUCGACUGCUGAUGGCAACCUCGAUAUUGGGAACGUCUAUUUGUCUAGAUCAACAUGCAUCGCCGGUAAUGCCAAUUCCGCCCAGCAUAUCCAACGAGAAGAUGAAUCCCCCAAGCAUGCGAGCACCGAAUUCCCUUAACGUGGUACCAAGUUUACCUACUGUGCCAGUUCGAAAUGAUGUGGUCAACAACAAAAAGCCGGCAAAUUCUAAGAACAAAGAGAACAUCGGCUCACAGCAGACGGUUGUAGCGAGCAGUGCUACUACUAUGGCCAAACCGCUGUCUAAUGAAGGCAAAGCGAUUCAACAGAAAGAGCAACAGCCUGCCAUGAAGAGUGCGAAAGAUGCAAAUACCAAAAGUUCGACUGUCGUUGCCGAACAGAAAGUGGAAAAGAAUGGCCAGAAAGCUGUCGGUGCUGUCAUGGAAAAAUCAUCAUCGCUUAUGGAUAAACCAAAACAAAAGAAGACCGAACCCGUUUCUAAGCAUGCGAACGAGAUUAAUGCUAAAAGUACUACUGCCGUUUGCGAACAAAAGGUAGAAAAGAAUGGCCAAAAAGCAGACGGUUUUGUCACGCCAAAACCAUCAUCGAACAUCUUAAAGCCAAAACAGCAGAAGGAGGUGCCUGUCGUUGAGAAUGUGAACAGUACAAACACCAAGAUGUCUUCAAGCGAUGGCGCGCGUAAAGAAAGCACUGUCAAGAAUGAACCAGGCAAGCUUCUGCAAUAUGGCGCUUUCCCAGAACCGGGCAGUAAGGUAAAAAUAUCGUACGUAGCGGAUGAUAAGAUAUACAUAUACGAAACUGGACCCGGACCCAACGGUGAAAGGAACGCCGUUGAAAUGCUGUUUAUUCGCGCGUUGGAAUGUGCUCGAAGCGUAAAAAGCCACCUUUCGGUACCGCCGCUAGUGCACGAUAUCGUGUUCGCGGGAUACGAUGGUGAAUAUUACCGAGCCAUGGUAAAAUCGGUUGAAAACAAUAUGGCCGAGGUGUUCUAUCCGGACUUCGGUAACUCCCAAAUGGUACAAUGGAACACAUUGAAAGAAAUUCCGGAUCCAAAGAUUAAGUAUGCCAACUGUUUGACGCAUGGUGUAUGGAUCGAAAGUAUCGCCUCAUUUACACAGGCCAUUAAAGAGUUUCUGCGCCAGCUGGAAAAUGAUGCGACCUUUAUGCUGCUCACAGUGAUCGAUGUGCAGAAUUCGGCGGGCAUCAAAAUGGUAGAAAUGUACCAUUGCAGCGAAAAGUAUCAUUUAAGCUCGAAGCUGCUAAAUAUUCAAGGUUCGUGCUCAAACACGAAGAAACAGCAGCCUUCGCCGCCCAAAUCGCCGGAAAAAACGUCCAAAUUUGUAGUUACAAACCCUAACACUUACAAACCGGUGCAUAUGAAUGAGCUUAUUGAUGCGGUGUGCUAUGAGGGCAAGGGAAUGGAAUUGGUGAUAACAAAUGCUUCGAACGCGUUCACCGAGAAUCUUUUGUGCGUGAUGACAAAACCGACCUACACGCAAUAUAAAAUAAUGAUAAAGGAGUGUGAGAUGUAUGGAAAAAUCGACCCAAACCCUUACGAACCCAAGGGCAAUGAGCUGUGCCUGGUAAACAAGGGCGGUAUUUGGUACCGGGCCGUAACCAUACAGUCACCGGGCCAGAACACCGUUACGGUGUUUCUAGUGGACGAGGGAAUCAUCGACGAUGGUGUCGAUAGUCAAAUCCGGCGUUAUCCACCCGGUUUGACGCGACACCAGUUCGCUAUUGAGUGUGUGUUGGAAAACCCCACUUUCCUGCUGGAUGCGAUAGGUGGAAAUGAGGAGAACGUUGAUACGGUGUGCGGCAAAUUGAUAAAAGCAGACAUCUAUUCAUCACAAGAUGAAGACAUGUGUGACACUACUCAUAUCACUAUUUUGGAAAUUGGGAAAUAAGAAUGGCGUAUGCGGGGUGAGCAUCAUGCUAAUUUACAA
Messenger RNA from Anopheles funestus (African malaria mosquito), 2178 nucleotides. RefSeq lists its product as uncharacterized. The coding region runs from base 70 to 2139 and encodes 689 amino acids. Lineage: Eukaryota; Metazoa; Arthropoda; Insecta; Diptera; Culicidae. The transcript is spliced from 4 exons. The record is from RefSeq and is a predicted model, not a curated record.